AUGUCCGUCGCUUCCACCGGUCAGGUAAAUAUGGGGAAGAUCCUAGUAAUUAUUUCAUUUAACUUGCAGGAAGUCUUCGAAACGGCGACGAUUUCUGAAAAUAAUGAAGUUUGUUACCUUUUUUUUUGAAUUGGAUAUUAGUUUUUAUAAAUUUUAAAACGAAUUACUCCUCAUGCUUUUCAUUGGAGUUUUUGAAAAAGCAGUUAUUUCACUAAUUUUUUAUGGUUUAUAAAAAUGGUUAUCAAAUAUCAAUGAUUUGGAAGUUAAGUCGGUGAUUUAAAUCACAGGAAGUUAUUUCUAAAUUUAGUAUCAAUUUUUUUAGGCCAUUUUGCGAUAUUAGAGUAACGAAAAAAUUUAUUUUUUGUUUCGAUAAGGCGAAUGUAAUAAGGAAAAUCUGUCACUAUAUCGCUCAAAAGAGACGUCCCUAGUGGUUUAUCAGAAUCCUGUUCAUUUUCUCAGAAAGGCGAAGAAAUCUCAGCCGACACCGAACUGGAACAGAUUGAUCGGGAUUUGGAGAAGGUGCUUUUUCCCUACAAUUUCCAUAACUAGUUUAAAAGUUGAGAUUCGCGCCGAAUGUGCCCAACUAGAGCUGAUGACCUCAGCGGAAAAGGCCGAAAUCGCGGCGGCGAAGGUGGAGAACGAGGAAAACCUGAAGGAGAUCCAGAGAUUGGAAUCUUUGCUCGAAAGUCAACCAAAGUAUCAAAAUCAACGUGAACUAAAAUAAUAGAUUUAGUCAUUUUAAGACAAGUUGACGAGCUGAGAGAGCUUUUGGAUGCGUUGGACGCCUCGAAAGCCCGUCUGAAGGAUAUUCGCUCCAAUGCGAAUGCGCAAAUUGCUGAGAUUGCUAAGAAAAUCGAGGAAAUCGACGAAGUUGAGGCGGUGGGUAUAUAUUUGAAAUUUAAAAAAAAAUUGUACGUAGACAAAGUCGGAAGGAUCGGAAAAGACUCCAUGCAAAUAUUCCUUUUAGGAUGAUAAAGAAUCUUUUUUCUCCUAUUUCUCGAGCCUUCAAAAUUCAACAAAAAUGGGCGGCUCGAUGAAAAGAAUUUUCGCAGUCUUUUUGCAACCUUUUUUCGAGUCUCUCCUUUUUAGCAACCAUUAUUCUUCAUUACGACCUUGCCAGAGUAAAUAAAAACCCAUAAACACUUUUUUUUUAAAGUGAGAAUUCGAAAGCCUUUUUAGUUCCACUUUUGAGGAAAAAAGACAUUUUAUCACUCAUGCCGUGUUCAAAGUAGUUUCGCGAAAUGCAUAUAGCCGUCAAAAAAAUAUAUAAUUGAAUUUUGGAGAGUCAGAGAUCAUUUUGCAUUUUGCGAAAUUACUGAACACGGCAUCAUCUUCUGACUGCUAUUUUUUUUUUGUUCUGUUGAUUUUUGAACAAGAGGGAUUUGAAGCCUCGAAAUAAAGAUAUAUUUUUAUGGUUUUAGGAAGAGACCGAAGAAGAUCGAGCCGAGCUCCAGAGACUAACCGAGAAGUACGACGCUCUGAAGCUUCUGAGAGCUGAGGUAGCGUUUUGAAAAUCAGAAAAAAAAGAAGUAAUUUUGGGUUAAACUCGAUUUUAAAGCAUUGGAAGAUGUUGGCGUAGAGACCUCUACAACCGCAUGCUGAAUUUGACGGGAGGAAGACUCCAGAGUUUUAGGAAUCCUUCCUGAAAUAAAAAAUGAGAGAAAGAUGUUUUUAGAAGGGAAAUUUUUGUCCUAAUCCCUACGGUGUUUUUAAGAACACUGGAGUGCUACCUAUGAGGAUUAGAGGAAAAUCAGUCUUUAUAGGGGGCAAAGAAGUUUUGUCCCCUGAGCAUCAAAUGCUGAAGUGGUCCCUAAAGGGUUUUUUUGAAUUGUUUGUUAGAACCCGAAAAUCUAAAAAAACAACGGUAAUACAAUUUUAUCGAUGACGCCUUCGUUGAUUUUUUUUUUAUUCAAAAAGCGCUAAUAUAUGUCCGGUGAGCGUUACCAAGGUCCGAGUAUUAAUAGAGUUUAUAAAAGCUCUUAUACGGCCCACUAACUUAAACCCUAUAAGGGCAUUUUCGAAAGUUUUGAAGGCCCCUAUAGGAGAAAGGAAAAUGGUCUCUAGAAAGAAACUACAGGACCACUAAGGUUGCCCCUAUAGGGACCACUUUGGCAUUCCUGAGAAAUGAGACUAGAAGUUUGCAUAAUACUGUAAAAAAUUCUAGAAUUAACAAAGUAUGAGCGGUAUGCUCCAACAGAACACCAAAAAAUAAAAAUAAAGAAAAAGAAAUUGUUCAGAAAGCUCGUGAGGUGGCGACCCUCCAAACGCGGCUGGACGCUUCUCUGACGACUUCCGUUAGGGCUCAGUACGAGAAAAGGGCCAUCGAGCGGUUCAAUGACAGUAAUAUCCGAAUUUUUCUUAAGAACCAUGGAAUUACCCGAUUUUCAGUGGCGACGCUGACCCGAGAAACGAAACAAGUGAUGGUUUUGUUCAAUUCGGUGGUCGAUGUCCAAAAUUUCACCGAGAAGACGAUCGCAUUGACGGAAAAAAUCGAGGAUGUCCUUCCUCAGUGGGCUUUUUCUGAACUAAAAAAAAAGACGAAAAAUUUACCUGGACUUUUAAAAUUCUCAAAAAAUUGGUGUUUUCCUUAAUGUCGAUGAAUUGUAUUAAAAUUGUCCAGGUGGAUUUUUUUAUCAUAAUACCCAAAAAAAUUGAUUGGAAAUGUACCUUAAUUUUUCGAAAAAAAUUCAAUUUUUCCGCGAUUUGAGCGGAAGCCUUUCGUUGAGAAAAUAAAAAUUAUUUUUUUGAACAAAUUUUUAAAAAAAUUUGACAACUUUUUUUCAGUCAGCUCAAAGUUGCGCGAUGAUAAUUAUGGUAAUUUUGCUCUCAAAACUCUUCCAAAAUUACCCCGAGACAAGAAAUAACUGAACUUUCGCAGAUUGUGUGCUAUAUAUGUGUAUCUAAAUAAAAGGUGACGAAAAUCGGGUUUCUGAGCCAUUUUAGGGAUCACUUAAGAGUGCUGAAGCCACUAAAAAGGCCACUAGAAUCGCGCCGACACGUCCGUGACGCGUCACCAAGGUCCAAGGUGGACGUAGUUUUGCCAUGUUAGAGAAAAUUGUGUUCGAAAUUUGUUAUCAUUUUUUGAAAUCACAUCCAUGAAAAAGGAAAAUCUACUGAAUUUUUUUUGAGUUCGAUGAUGAAAAUGAUUUUAUUUAGAGCCACCAAAGCCGAGUACCGAGAAUCGUUCAUUGACUUCCUGCAGGAUUUGUACAGCGGAAUGAGCACAACUUCUAGGAAGGUUUCCUUUUAUUUCGAAAAUCACAUUCAAAAAUCUCGAAUUUCUUGAUAAAUGACUAUGAAAAAUAUUCAGGUAAAAGAAGCUAGUUAUACACUGGACCAAGAAAAGACGAAAAGGGCCGAAGAAAGAGCGAAGAUCAACGAAAAAGUCUUGGAGUUUCACCGGAAAUCCGAAUAUUUCCAGAAGGUUUUCAUUUUUCUUCAAUCAUUUGUUUGGAACGAUUUGGUCGCACGCAGAAUGGCUCGACGCGUGGCGAUUGCUUUGUAGAUCCUGAAGCGACUUAUUGAAGCCGCAGCGCUACCGCAACGCGUUGAGCCAUUCUCCAUGCGACCAAAAAUCAGCCAUUGAAGUGGAAAAUUAAUUUUUUCUUUUUUGAGGUUUGCGAUUUGAACGAGGAGCUACGCAAGGAGUUGAGCGCCUUGGAGCGGGUUUGA
Molecule: messenger RNA, 3672 nt
Organism: Caenorhabditis auriculariae
Lineage: Eukaryota; Metazoa; Nematoda; Chromadorea; Rhabditida; Rhabditidae
Source: the annotation of a GenBank genome assembly